AUGCGGUCGAGACUCGUUGCCAACUUUGACGAGUAUCUCACCGAAGCGCACAAUCUCGGCAAGAAGAUUUCCCCAUUGUUUGGUGCCCUGUUCUCAGCCGAGUACACCAUCAUCUAUUUGGGUUUCGGACUUGCCUUUUGGCAGGGUAUCAACAUGAUGGCCCGGGGCGAGAUCAAGGACUCUGGCCAGAUUUUCACUGUCCUCCUUUCCGUUGUCAUCGCUGCCAUUAGCUUAACCUCUCUCGCCCCUUACUCGAUCGAAUUCACUCGUGCAGCAGCCGCAGCAGAUCAGAUGUUUACCCUCAUCGACCGCAGGUCAAAUAUCAACCCCUUUGACGAGUCUGGCGAGCAGCCAACUCAGACAGUCGGCCAAAUCGAGAUUAAGAAUGUAACUUUUGCUUACCCCACACGCCCCGAUACCGUUGUGCUGGACGACUUUACUCUCAAUGUUCCUGCCGGCAAAGUUACCGCGCUCGUAGGCCAAAGCGGUUCUGGAAAGAGCACCAUUGUCGGUCUCAUCGAGCGAUGGUAUAAUCCCAGUGCCGGCACAAUAAAGCUGGAUGGCAGGCCUCUUGAUCAGCUCAACAUCAACUGGCUGCGCAAGAAUGUCCGUCUCGUCCAGCAAGAGCCCGUGCUGUUUCAAGGUUCCGUCUACGACAACAUUGCUUACGGUCUCGUCGGCACCCCGUGGGAGAAUGUUCCACGCGAGGAAAAGCUCGCUCGAGUCCAAGAAGCUGCAAGGCUUACUUUUGCUCACGCGUUUGUCUCUGAUCUUCCCAAGGGUUACGAUACUGAGAUUGGUCAGCGCGGCGACUUGCUCUCUGGUGGACAGAAGCAGCGCGUUGCCAUUGCCCGAAGCGUCGUCUCCGGACCAAAGGUUUUACUCCUCGACGAAGCCACCAGUGCCCUAGACCCUCACGCUGAGGGCGUUGUGCAACAAGCUCUUGACAAGGCUUCCGAGGGCAGGACCACCAUUGUGAUUGCACACAAAUUGGCCACUAUUCGCAAGGCUGACAACAUCGUGGUCAUGACCAAAGGCCAAUUUGUCGAGCAAGGAAGCCAUGACAACCUCAUUGCCCAGGAUGGAGCGUAUGCUAAACUGGUCAAGAUUCAGAGCCUGGCCGUCUCUGAAGCUCCCUCGGACAGGGACAGCAAAGAAGCCAAGUCUGACGAAAUGGGUGAUCCUGUCGAUUUGACUAAGAGCCCAACUCGGUAUGCCACCAAUGAUCAGGCGCGACUUGAGGUGCAGAAGAACCGUGACGACUUUGCCGACCACAAGCCUCUGGGUCUGAUUGCUUGCGUGUUCCGUCUGAUGAAGGAAACGCCAGAGUUGAAAUGGACCUAUUUUAUGGUUGUUCUUGGAUGUUGUGGUGCUGUUUUUCCAGGGCAGCCGGAGUGCAUGCAGGCUUGGCAAGGGCCACGCCUUGCCUACUCUUUCAUGCAACGAGCAAUUGCCCAUCAUGGCAUUGCGUAUAAGCCAUAA
Akanthomyces muscarius is the source of this 1482-nucleotide messenger RNA. RefSeq lists its product as uncharacterized. NCBI's taxonomy places the organism in Eukaryota, Fungi, Ascomycota, Sordariomycetes, Hypocreales, Cordycipitaceae. Gene Ontology annotation, cellular component: membrane. Gene Ontology annotation, biological process: transmembrane transport. Bases 1 to 1482 code for a protein of 493 amino acids. The record is from RefSeq and is a predicted model, not a curated record. Gene Ontology annotation, molecular function: ATP binding; ABC-type transporter activity; ATP hydrolysis activity. The transcript is spliced from 3 exons.